CCAGACUCAUACUCUGUUACCAUGACAACAACUGAAUCUGAAUCCCUCGAUGUUUACAAGCAACUUCAAAUCGUCGUCAACGAUGAUGGUUCUCUCACUCGCUUCCUCAGAGAUCCACUCACACUGGCGACGUCUGAUCCCAACCUUCCUAUCUCUGUUCUCACCAGAGAUCUCACCAUUAACCAAUCAAACAACACGUGGGUCCGAUUAUUCCUCCUCCGCAAAGCACUGGAUUAUCAUCCCUCCAACAAGUUCCCUCUCAUCGUGUUCUUUCAUGGAGGUGGCUUCAUCUAUUUCAGCGCAGCUUCUACUCGUUUCCACGACUUCUGUUCGAAGAUGGCAACGGACAUCGAAGCUGUGGUCGCGUCUGUGGAGUACCGCCUUGCUCCGGAGCACCGGUUGCCGGCGGCUUAUGACGACGCCGUGGAGGCGCUUCACUGGAUCAAAACCAGCCCUGAUGAUUGGUUAAGAGACUUCGUGGACUAUUCCAAUUGCUACGUAAUGGGGGAUAGCGCUGGGGGUACGAUUGCCUACCAUGCAGGCCUCCGAGUAGCUGAGGAAGUGAAUGAUCUGAAGCCCAUGAAGAUCAAAGGGCUGAUUUUGCGUCAACCCUUCUUCGGUGGGACCCAAAGGACGGAGUCGGAAGUGAGGCUAGAGAAAAACCCUGUUGUUCCGAUGUGUUGGUGUGACUUAUUUUGGGAGCUGGCGUUGCCGGUGGGAGCGAACUGCGAUCACGAGUACUCUAAUCCGACGGCGGCGGACCAGCCAGAGAAGAUGGAGAAGAUACGCGAGAUGGGGUGGAAGGUGAUGGUGAGCGGGAAUGGAGGAGACCCACUGGUUGACAGAGGAAUAGAGAUGGCGAGAUUAAUGGAGGAGAAGGGAGUGAAUGUGGUGAUAGAUUUUGAAGAAGAGGGAUCUCAUGGGGUUGAGUUUGCUGAUGAUUCCGUGGCUUCAAAGCUCAUUGGGGUGCUCAAACAAUUCAUUUCUUCAUCGGAGGAUUAAGGCCAGGCCAGGUCCAUCGCAUGCUUGAUUGUGAUUUGCAUUAUUGGCGUUCUCCAUUGAGUAUUAUUUAUUGUAAUGUAAUAUUGUAAGAUAUGAACUCGUUUUAGUUUUUGGAAGUGAAACUGUGACCCAUGAUAUUUCGUUCUAUAUAUGUUCCUGGAAGAAGCUGGCGAUAUUAACGCAGAAAAAUCUACAAAUAAUGA
Prosopis cineraria is the source of this 1205-nucleotide messenger RNA. RefSeq names its product carboxylesterase 1-like. Gene Ontology annotation, molecular function: hydrolase activity. The coding region runs from base 22 to 1002 and encodes 326 amino acids. The transcript has a single exon. Lineage: Eukaryota; Viridiplantae; Streptophyta; Magnoliopsida; Fabales; Fabaceae. The record is from RefSeq and is a predicted model, not a curated record.